Molecule: messenger RNA, 750 nt
Organism: Tarenaya hassleriana
Lineage: Eukaryota; Viridiplantae; Streptophyta; Magnoliopsida; Brassicales; Cleomaceae
Product: DNA-directed RNA polymerases II, IV and V subunit 6A
Exons: 6
Coding region: 84-518 (144 amino acids)
Biological process (GO): DNA-templated transcription
Cellular component (GO): nucleus; RNA polymerase III complex; RNA polymerase I complex
Molecular function (GO): DNA-directed RNA polymerase activity; DNA binding
Source: RefSeq, a predicted model, not a curated record
UUCCAUCCACUUCUAAUUCUUUCCUCACCUAGGGUUUCUCGGGAGCGCGGGAAAUCAAGGAGAAGCUUACGGUGCUAAUUACCAUGGCCGACGAAGACUACAACGACGUCGAUGAUUUCGGGUAUGAGGAUGAGCCGCCGGAGCCUGAAGUAGAAGAAGGGAUAGAAGAAGAUGCGGAUAACAAGGAGAACGAUGAUGGUCCAGGUGAGCCUCUUGAAGCAGAUGAUAAGGCAGAGGAAGAACAGACUGCACGCCCACGAAAAACAUCAAAGUAUAUGACCAAGUAUGAACGUGCUAGGAUCCUUGGUACUCGUGCUCUGCAAAUAAGCAUGAAUGCUCCUGUCAUGGUUGAGUUGGAGGGUGAGACCGAUCCACUUGAGAUUGCAAUGAAAGAGCUGCGUGAGCGUAAAAUACCCUUCACGAUCAGGCGCUACCUACCGGAUGGAAGUUACGAGGAGUGGGGGGUGGAUGAACUGAUCGUAGAAGACUCGUGGAAGCGUCAAGUCGGCGGUGAUUGAGUUACCAUUCUCUGUUCUGAUUAGAUCAGGUAAACAACAUUUGGAGAGACCUGUUAUAAUGAAUCAAACCUGGAUUGAGUCACUUUAAGGAAAUAUAUAUAUAUAUAGAUAGAUUUUUUUUUGUAUUUGGAUCCUCUGUCUGUGUUCCAAGUUCAGUGGCUCAAUAUGUUUAGUUGAUACUGCUGCAUUUCCUAAGAAAGUAAUGUGACUUCUACACUUAAUACGCACGUUA